Messenger RNA from Suillus discolor, 2052 nucleotides. RefSeq lists its product as uncharacterized. The transcript is spliced from 9 exons. NCBI's taxonomy places the organism in Eukaryota, Fungi, Basidiomycota, Agaricomycetes, Boletales, Suillaceae. The coding region runs from base 1 to 2052 and encodes 683 amino acids. The record is from RefSeq and is a predicted model, not a curated record.
AUGGGAAAUGUGAGGAUUGCGGAGGAGAGGAGGGCUUUAUUCGUUGUCUGUCCUGCUCAGGAGAGCACAGUUGGUGUUCCUCAUGUGCUGUCAAAGCCCACCAGCACCAUCCCUUCCACAACCUUCAACUUUGGAAUGGCAAGUUCUACCAGUCUACUACUCUAUGAGACCACAGAUAUAUCAUACAUCUUGGCCAUGUCGGAUCUCAGAGCAAUGGAAGAUGUGUUUGGACAUGGAGAGGGGGAUACUAUUUAUGACACUCAGUUAGGAUUGUCCAACCUGGUCAUUGUGCAUUCCACUGGAGUUUAUUCACACCGUGUAUCCUGGUGUCAGUGUCCUGGUGCUGAUAAGGACGGACAUCUACAUCUCCUAAAAGCAAAGUUAUUUCCUGCCAGCAUCACUCGGCCUCAAUCGGCUUUUACCUUCGAUGUUCUAGAUAACUUCCUCAUAGACGCUUUGGAGUGCAAGACCUCAGCUAUGAGCUUCUAUCAAAAGCUACGUCGUUUUACCAAUAAUGCUUUCCCUCAUAAAAUACCUGAUCGCUACCGUGAACUUAUGCGGGUGUCUUGUAUAUGGAGGGAUUUGGUCAAUAGAAUAAGGUUCAGCUUUGCACAUGAGUUGGACAGAUCUCCUGGUCCAGGGGAUUUAGCUCUUUAUUGUCCAGCAUGUCCCCAGCCUGGAAUAAACUUACCUUCUUUUUGGAAGGAUACCUACGACAGUUGGUUGGUCAUGCAAAGAUAUGUUAUCGAUGGAAAUUUUACAGCUCAACAUAUGAAGAUGAAGACCCCAGAAGAUGAUGUUUCACUAGCAGACGGAAAGGGAUAUAUGAAAUCAUCUUGCAGCAAUCACCAUGCUGUGAAUGCUGUGAAUGUCCAGAGAAGCAACCUAAGAGCUACGGGAGUUGGGGCAACAGCAUGUGCUAGGCAUGGAUGUUUUGUUCCCCUUGCAGUGGUUGACUUCCAAAAGGGAGAGAGACAAAUGAACAUGGACUAUUCCAUCUGCAACGCAUUGAAAUAUCCAUCAGAAGAUAUUGACAGUGCACUCAUAAUCUAUGAUGUUGCAUGCCAGUGGAGUAUCCACUUUGAUGAACGGGUGAAUCAAAGCUAUCACCUGUCUCUUCCUCCAUCAAUCAAAAUAUUGCCAGCAAUCGGCAAGUUUCAUCUAAGCGCUCAUAAGCUACUGUGCUUUCCCAGAUUCAGCCUCGAUUUUAUUAAAGGAGCUGGUCAUAUUGAUGGGGAAAUCUUGGAGACCCUCUGGGCCCCAUUUAACAAGAUUUCCCCAACCGCAAGAUCCAUGACUCUCUCUCACAGACAGGAAGUCUUGGAUGACCAUAUGAGGGAUUCUAAUUGGAAGAAGCUUGUCAGAAUUGGCAAGUCCCCUCUCUUGACUUCUGAGAUGUCAACUUCGACUAAUGGAACACUUCAAAAGUCAAAUUAUUACUUAAAAAGUAUAAUCAAGCCGUACAGGGCCAAUGUCCAGAAAUGGAAGAAGGAAGCUGAACUAGCAGCUCUUGAUCGCGGUGAGCUUCUUGACAUCUAUCAGCUUAAAAUAGAUAAAGCUCCAACUAUGGCUGAAAUAAGGCUAAGGUUGACUGAAAACGAAAGUGUCCACCAAUGUAAGGUGUUCAAUAUUUGGAAUGUGAUUGACUCAAAUUGGGUUAUUAGAGAUGCCCUACGUUCUUUUAUAAGACAACUGCCAGAGGAUCCAACUGCUUCUCAGAGAACUCUCAUGGAAGAAAAAAGACAGAAGCUCUUGUCUUGUAUUAAUAAGUUCCACAAGACUGCGUUGGUUAUGACAAAUGGUAUGGAAUUCGAGGGGGAAGAGGGAUUGCACCAGGAUGACCCUGAACUGUGCCUGGGGGAGGCUGAUGGAUCUAAUUUUCCAGGAAUUGAAGAGCUGGGGGAAGAGAGUAUUUUGGACCUCGGAGAUGAUGCUGACUCACCUGCAGAGGUUGCUGAACUUUGGAUGCCAUCAUGGGGAACAUCUGAUCCGAUUAUGAAUGAUGUUGUCAUUCAAUUACGUCAAGAAGAACUGGAGCUUCAAAAGGGUUAA